CAAGUAGGACCUCUGUCUUGCUGUGACAUUUGUUUUUUAGGAGACAGAAGAAAAGACCUCACAUCACAUCUUUCUCAACCUUUCAGGAAGCAGCACCAGAUAAAAGUGAUUAGAAAUGUCAUUACAGGCAGUUUGGUGACAUCUCUACCCACUAACAUAUGCCAUGUUCUAAUUACUUGAAAUUUAAUACAGAUGUUUUGCAUUAACCAUAUUAAAUACUUUACGACAAUUUUAUGGUUGACAAAAACAUCACUUUUCGCUUGGAUACUUGUUCAGAAAUAGAUCUAAUAGAUGCAAAGAUUUUAUUAGAAGGAUAUGAAAAGGGAUUUUUAUUUUUAACGGUUAUUGGUGUUUAACAUGCGUUGCAUCACGUUGCAACGUAACAUUACGUCCCACGUCAUUUAACGGGCAUAAUUAAAGGACUACUAUGUUUAGGACCCUCGUGACGUAUUUCUAGCUGCGACGAAAACAAAACAUUUCCUAUUAGGUCGUGUUAAGUCUUUUAAUUCACCAUUUCACUGUAGAAUCCGUAAACUAUGGCAUUGGAAACUGUACCUAAGGACUUGAGACACUUGAGAGCAUGUCUCCUUUGUUCGUUGGUGAAGACUAUUGACCAGUUUGAAUACGACGGCUGCGACAACUGUGAGUCCUAUCUCCAGAUGAAGGGGAACCGGGAGAUGGUUUACGAAUGCACGAGUUCCUCGUUUGAUGGCGUUGUAGCCAUGAUGAGUCCAGAAGACAGCUGGGUGGCAAAAUGGCAGAGGAUAGGUAACUUCAAGCCUGGUGUAUAUGCUGUAUCAGUGACUGGCAGAUUACCUCCAGGUGUUGUGCGAGAGUUGAAGAGCAGAGGAGUAAUCUACAAAUCCAGAGAUACGGCAGUAAAGUCUUGAACACAAAUGGGGUUUUUUUUGGUUUAGUUUUUCCUCAUGGUCCACAGCAGAGUAACAUGAUGUCAUCACCAAAUCCAGGAUGACGACACGUUAAUUCAGCUGUGGUUUCUCUUUGUCUUUCUGUAUAUUAUUAUGUGAUCUUUGAUAUUACUUUGAAUACCUGAAAGAAUAAAAGUGUUUUUGUAAAAGUC
Cynoglossus semilaevis (tongue sole) is the source of this 1081-nucleotide messenger RNA. It is a transcript of the gene supt4h1, whose product is annotated as SPT4 homolog, DSIF elongation factor subunit. The record is from RefSeq and is a predicted model, not a curated record. Gene Ontology annotation, molecular function: RNA polymerase II complex binding; zinc ion binding. Lineage: Eukaryota; Metazoa; Chordata; Actinopteri; Pleuronectiformes; Cynoglossidae. Gene Ontology annotation, biological process: transcription elongation-coupled chromatin remodeling; transcription elongation by RNA polymerase II; regulation of DNA-templated transcription. Bases 537 to 890 code for a protein of 117 amino acids. Gene Ontology annotation, cellular component: DSIF complex; nucleus. The transcript is spliced from 5 exons.